Messenger RNA from Lingula anatina, 1176 nucleotides. Its product is annotated as aquaporin AQPAn.G. Gene Ontology annotation, molecular function: water channel activity. Gene Ontology annotation, cellular component: plasma membrane. Gene Ontology annotation, biological process: transmembrane transport; water transport. Lineage: Eukaryota; Metazoa; Brachiopoda; Lingulata; Lingulida; Lingulidae. The record is from RefSeq and is a predicted model, not a curated record.
UGCUUAGCAAUAUCAUUGACUUAAUGUUUACCGAGAAGUAGGCUACUUUGUUUAAGUUAGGCCAUCACUGAAUUAUUCAUAUUUGCGCAUGUGUGAAAGGACACUCGUUCCCGUCGUCUGUCAUAAAAUAUCGUCGCUGAAGACAACGCGCGUAUUAUUUACCAACACAUUCACGGAGAUGGUUGAAUCCAAAUACAAGCCCAUUGGGAUCAAUGAGUUUCGUAACCCACUAUUCUACCGGGCCUUCGCAGCCGAAUUUAUCGGCACCCUCCUCCUUGUACUUGUAGGCUGUGGGGCAAUCACUGGCGACCGUUCGCCUGUCGUGGCGCAACUACAGAUUUCUUUGGUGUUCGGAUUCACGGUGGGGACUAUAGUAUGGAUUUUUGGCAACUCCAGUGGAGGGCACAUCAACCCAGCGGUGACGGUAGCCAUGUGGGCCGUCGGCAAUAUCACCUUCGUGAAAGCGGUGUUUUACAUCGUAGCGCAAGUCACUGGAGCGGUCGGGGGAGCUGCCCUUCUGAACGUUCUCACCCCGGCCAACGCCACCGACGGCGGCAAGAAGUUGGGAGCCAACCUCCUUUCCCCCGGGGUUACCGUGAGCCAGGGCGUGGGCAUCGAGAUAUUCUGCACUCUCGUAUUGGUGUUCACGGUGUUCGCGGCCUGUGACGGAAGUAGGACUGACCUGUCCGGCUCCCGGCCACUGUCCAUUGGCAUUGCCGUCACCAUGGCACAUCUGUAUGCGCACGAGUACACGGGGUGUAGCAUGAACCCAGCCCGUAGUUUGGGACCAGCUUUGAUAUCAGACACGUGGACAAACCACUGGGUGUAUUGGGUCGGACCCCUGGUUGGCGGUCUGAUUGCAGGCUUUUUGUACGAGUUUAUCUUCGCUGAAGACGCCUCGGUGAAAAAGCUGAAGAGAUACUUAGCGUGCAGAUGCCGCUCCCUUUUAGAGGAGGGUGAGGAAUCAAGUUGUACUAACAAAGAAGAAGAUUUCCAAAACAAUGACAGUGAUUUUAAGCCUGUUGAGUUCAGAGGGUACCAAAAUCACGCUUACAUUGAAUCUACCCAUUUUUGAUUCUCUGUAGCUUUUUGUUUGACUGGUUCUCUGAGAGACCCAAACCCGUCAUCACAUUUUAACAUCACGUGAUUAAGCUACGUGGUCAGUUCUGAGUACAG